CAUCCGCCUCUCACGGUCCUGUCCGCCCGAAGGUUACACUCGCUCGCCUCCGUCCUGACAAUAUGUCGUUUUACCAAAAUAUUACCAUCAAAAUGGUCGCUUUUGACGCGGUUUCUGUCGUCAGCUCCUAACCUUCGGCCCGGGGACGGAAAGAAGACACGUAUGCGUCGAACCAACCGCUCUCUUUAGACGCUUUAUCCCGUGUUGGACGGGACAGCUCAGCACCGACUGAAGCCUUCUGACCCUUAGCACUCGCCCCUGUUCGCCCUGAGAUGCUGCCCAGCCUGCGCGGAGUCCUGCGGCCCGUCCGCCACAUGAGAGCCGGGAGCGGGCCCCUCCGAGCCGGACUGUUUAGCCAGCAAGCUCCCUCCUCCCUGUCCAGCCCGUGUCUGUACCGGCACCUGGGCACUCACCCGCUGAAGGAACCCGUGGAGCCCCUCAACUCUCCCCGCGGGGCCAAGGAGUUUAUUUACAGCCUCCAUCCGACGGAACGCACCUGCCUGCUGCGGGAGCUGCACAAGUUCGAGUCCAUUGCCAUCGCUCAAGGGCAGCUCCAGAUUGCGCCACCUACUGCUGCACAGUUAAGAUAUGUUCUACUGCACAAUGCACUCCCUUUCGUUGGAUUUGGAUUCCUUGACAACUGCAUCAUGAUUGUUGCUGGCACACAGAUUGAGUUGUCCAUUGGCGUUAUCCUUGGCAUUUCUACUAUGGCAGCUGCUGCUCUCGGCAACUUGGUGUCUGAUCUGGCAGGACUCGGGCUGGCAGGUUAUGUUGAGGCUUUAGCAUCUCGUAUGGGCAUGCAGAUUCCUGACCUGAAUCCGAAGCAGGCGGACAUGUGGCAGACCAGAGUCAGCUCUCACUCGGGCAAAGCCAUCGGCGUGGGCAUCGGCUGCAUCCUGGGCAUGUUCCCUCUUCUCUUUUUCAAGGACGAUGAGGAGAAAAAAGCCAGCAAAAAGGCCAAGGCUCAAGAAGAAGCUGCAACAAUGGACAGCAAGAAGUGACAACAUGUCAAACUCUUUCUUUCUGGCAGGACACUCCUUCAACCCCCAACACAGUCUGAUUGUUAAGAAGACUUCAAUAUUAGUGCAGCACAUGGACGUCUCCUGAAGAAUCAUCAUCAUCAUCAUCAUCAUCCUCAUCCUCAUCCUCAUCCUCAUCAGCCUGCUGCUAUCCCUUUAGCUCCAAACACUAAACUGUGACCUUGGUCUUCACUUCCUGGGACUGACAGGAUCUGAUCUCACCACAGGACAUACUUGCCAACCCUUCCGGAUUUUCCGGGAGACUCCCGAAAUUCAGCGCCUCUCUCGAAAACCUCCCGGGACAAAUUUUUCCCCGAAAUUCAGGCGGAGCUGGAGGCCACGCCCCCUCCAGCUCCAUGCGGACCUGAGUGACAUGUCGACAGCGGCCAGCCUGUUCUCACGCCCGCUUUCCCACUAUAUAAACAGCGUGCCUGCCCAAUCACGUUAUAACUGUAGAAUGAUCGAGGGCGAGUUCUUGGUUUCUUAUGUGGGUUUAUUGUUAGGCAGUUUCAUUAACGUCCUCCCGGCGCGGCAACAACACACAACAACAGCAGUCACGUUUUCGUCUACCGUAAAGCAGUUCGUCUGCCGUAAACAGCAGUGUUGUGACACUCUUAAACAGGACAAUACUGCCAUCUACUGUACAUGCAUAUGUGACAAUAACAUCUAGGGCUUUUAGAGAGUGCAGUGCACAACUGCUAUACUAUAUAUACGCGUGGCGCAGUGGAAGAGUGGCCGUGCGUGACCCAAGGGUCCCUGGUUCAAUCCCCACCUAGUACCAACCUCGUCAUGUCCGUUGUGUUCUGAGCAAGACACUUCACCCUUGCUCCUGAUGCAUGGCAGCUCCCUCCAUCAGUGUGUGAAUGUGUGUGUGAAUGGGUAAAUGAGGAAGUAGUGUCAAAGCGCUUUAAGUACCUUGAAGGUAGAAAAGCGCUAUACAAGUACAACCCAUUUAUCAUU
Messenger RNA from Nerophis lumbriciformis (worm pipefish), 1979 nucleotides. RefSeq names its product transmembrane protein 65-like. Gene Ontology annotation, biological process: regulation of cardiac conduction; cardiac ventricle development. NCBI's taxonomy places the organism in Eukaryota, Metazoa, Chordata, Actinopteri, Syngnathiformes, Syngnathidae. The record is from RefSeq and is a predicted model, not a curated record. Gene Ontology annotation, cellular component: mitochondrion.